Bactrocera tryoni is the source of this 3161-nucleotide messenger RNA. RefSeq lists its product as uncharacterized. Gene Ontology annotation, cellular component: transcription regulator complex; nucleus. Gene Ontology annotation, biological process: regulation of transcription by RNA polymerase II. NCBI's taxonomy places the organism in Eukaryota, Metazoa, Arthropoda, Insecta, Diptera, Tephritidae. Gene Ontology annotation, molecular function: DNA binding. Bases 302 to 1420 code for a protein of 372 amino acids. The record is from RefSeq and is a predicted model, not a curated record. The transcript has 3 exons.
UUUCAUUAUAAAUCUAAAACGAUUGUUUCCUAAUUACAACAAGCUGACAUCUGCUGUUCGAUAUCGUUGCCGCAGCUCUUAGCCGUAUUGCUGUACGCGGUUGGUACUCUGAAAACAUAUAAACAUAUAAAUGUAUGUUUGAAAUGUUGCUUCGGUAGCGGCUAUUUCUUCCACUCUGACCACCACAGGUGUAAGCGAGAUAACAAUAGUGUCACGGGCUUAAUGGUCACGCAGCUAACAGCUGCGCCGCGUAUUUAUUCAGUUCGUAAAUUUAUUUGUUGUGUGCUGGUGCGUUGUAAAAAUGGAGGCCUCUGAAGCGAUUCACGGUAGCUCUAGUAACCAAGGAAAAAUAUAUUCUACCAAGGCUUCAGAUACCGGUGUAAUUGUGAAAAUAAAUUCAAUGAAAUUGAUACGAUUGGUUCGUGGUCAUGAAGUAUUGUACAACAGCUUAGCGGACGGCUAUAAUGACAAAAGUCACAAAGAGAUAAUUUGGGAACGCAUUUACAGAGCAUUAUUCCCUUUUUACGAUUCAUACAAACCACACCAUCAAGACUGCAUACGCACGAAUGUACGCCGACGUUGGAAAACUCUUCGAGACUCAAUUUCACGCGAGGUCAAAAAGAAUGCUACACUUGAAAACUAUUCCAGGAAAAAAGAGAGUCCGAUUAUUGCUGAACUUGAGUUUUUGAUACCUCACAUCAAAAGCUCACAUUGUGCGAAAUUAGCUGAUGAGAUGGGAUUACGGGAAUGUUACACCAGCACAAUGAUGGUUGAGCAGGAGACACAAGAUGAAGAUAGUCUAAACGACUUGAUUGACUUAACUGAAGAAUGUGAUAUUAAGCCAUUUAUUAAACAAGAUGGUUUCCAGUACGAUGAUAUGGACACGUCUGACGGAGCAUUUUCGCAGGAAACAUUUUCCCCACUUGUAAAUAGCAGUGUUGGGAACCAUUUCACCAAUGGCAUUGAGGUGGUACCAGCCACCGAAAAUGACGAAUCUAUUCAUUCGUCAUGGAACAAAGAGUUUUGUACGCUUGCGCAGUUCAAAGGCGGUGAAUUUAUUAAUCCUGUUGACUUGUGUACGGAACAGGAAAAUGGAGAGAAUUUAGAGGCUAGUGAUAAGGAGGCUAAAGAAAUGGAAAAAUCGGUAACAUUACCUGUAAAUGAUAUAGCUACAGAUGAACCCAUUAGUAAGCGGGCACGGCACGAAUCGGAAGAUUCAUCCAAAGAAUUACAAGCCAAAAUACUGCAAUUGUUGAGUAGUUUAGAGCAUCGGGAACGUAGCGAUUACGAAACGCAAGACGAGGACCGUAUGUUUUUAUUAUCGCUGGUUUCUGAUUUAAAACGGGUGCCAGCGGCAAAAAAAAUGAUGGUGAAAAUGGAAAUAGUGACGGCUAUCGCAAGAGCUAAUCAAAGCCAAUGAAUCACACGAUUUUACAGUUUAUUUAAUAUAACGCGUGUUCAUCCUCAAUUAAUGUUUUAUUAAAUAGUUUUGGUGUUCAUAUCGUUUUAGAAAAUUAGUUUAGGUAUAUCGCGUUACCUUUCUCAAUUCGAGCUGUUUCGAAAAACUCAGAAAAAAUGGUUGCACCAAACGGUUACAUAUAAUAUAUUAUAAGUGAAGUCAACUGACCAUUUAGUCCCUUAAGACAGUAUAAACUCUACAAGUCUUGCCUUUACAAAAUUUUGAAAAUUUUAUUGAAAUGAAAUUGUUGAAAUAAUUUAGGGUUUAAAUAAUAAUAAAUAUGUAUUAAAAAAGUUAUGUCAUACAAUUACGCAUAUUUGAAAUAUUCUUUGUAUUGUGAAUCAAAACUUUAAUUGGCAAAAACACAGCGCAUUUCAAUUUGAAGACGUUUUUUGCAACUGCUAACUUGAGAGACUAACUGUCAUAUUCCGACUUUUGCACUGCAAAAUAAGAUUUUAACCAAAAAUUUACGCAAAACACAUUUUAAAUUCUAAAUGAAAAUGCCAAAACACAUGCAGGCCAACAUUCCGAAGAAGCCUAUGUUAUCAUUUCUGUGUAUUGGAAAUGAUCAGACCCUUAUGUUUAAGAUAUGUGACAAAUAUCCCGUUAAGUUUUAUUUAUAGUUUACUGUGUUUAUUUGAAAAAUAUUAAAUGACAAAAUGUACGCAUAUUUUACUAAUUAGCUUUAGCUUAGCUUCAGUUAACCAAAUUAGUAGUAAUAUAAACGUGUAAAAUUUUUUUCUAUGAAAAAAUAGAGACUUAUGAGCCACAUAUGUAUAACUGUGUCCGAAAUAAUAGCAGUGACAUAACCAGGAAUUCAAUCGCAGAAAAAAACUAUUUUUUUUUGAAUUUUUUUAUAUGUAGUUAAUUAUUUCAUUUAAUAUGCAGAUAUUCAACCUUGCUAGAAAUAUGUUUUUUUUAUAUUAAAAUAAAGUGCUAUUUUAAAUAAAAAAGUGUGUAAAUAAAAAUUUCAGCUGUUAUUAAUAAUAGCAGUAUUGAGUAUUUUACAUCAAAACCCAAUUUAUUCAGUAUAAAAAUAUAAAAUAAAACAUAAAUAGCGCUCAUACAGUGUCGACUAGAUUUGAAGCCGGACUCACUGCGGAGUAGACAAAGAAAUCAAUCCUGUAACCCGAAAUCACGCAUUUAAAUUAAGUGCCAAUUUUCAUAAUGCUAUGUGCAAGCUUUACUCCAAUGAUUACUUACCGUGCACUUUCGAAUCAAAUUAUCCCAGUCCAGUCUUUGAUUUCUAUAAGCAUUGUUUCUAAAUUUUAUUUCAAAGUUUCAGUUUUUAUGUCAAAAGUUCAGAGGUGAUUUUAUGAGAUUUAUAAUCUGUUCGUAUUCAGUUAUCACUCAAAAACGCAUUUCCAUUGGUUGAAAUCUUUGAAAAAUUUAUUUUCAAAUAAUAAAAACAAAACAAUACACAGCAAAACUGCUGAUAUGGGCAUUGUGGAUUCAAACACCUUUUAUAAUUGAAUAAUGCAAAAUGCUUAUGUAAAACUAUUUUCUAAUAAUUUUAUUCACGUGUUAACUUGAGAAAUCCAUGCAAAAGAAAUGCCGAAUAUCAGAAAAGUAUCAGUUGCAACUGGGUUGUCGUUUUAAUUAAGUGCCUCGAACAAGGUUAAAAUUAUAACUUCGUCGAAUGAGUGUUGUACAAGGUGCGUUUCAAAGUAAACUGGACUUAAAAAAAACAGAACAAAUGUUU